Chanos chanos (milkfish) is the source of this 1376-nucleotide messenger RNA. RefSeq names its product fumarylacetoacetate hydrolase domain containing 2A (gene fahd2a). Lineage: Eukaryota; Metazoa; Chordata; Actinopteri; Gonorynchiformes; Chanidae. The transcript is spliced from 8 exons. Gene Ontology annotation, molecular function: catalytic activity. The record is from RefSeq and is a predicted model, not a curated record. Bases 141 to 1103 code for a protein of 320 amino acids.
AGUACGAAGUUCACGGUAGAAGCUCAGUUUGACACGAAUUGCUGUAAAUAACAUAUGCAAUUAUUUUGAGCGAGAUACUCGCGAAUGUGGUUAUGAGCGGGUUUUCAUAAGUAUAAAAUAGAUAUUAUAACGUCAAACAGAUGAGACUGCCUUGUCGGUCGUUGAUCAGUUUGAGGAGAUUGAGUGAUGUAUUUUCUGCAGCAGGAGUUAGGAGAGGAGUGUGUGGUGCCACCAUGAGACUGGUCCAGUUUUGUCGUCACGGUGACGAGAGGGGUGUCAGAGUUGGCGUGGAGCAAGCAGGAGGUCAGGGAAUCAUUGACCUUAAGACAUUUGAUCCUUCAAUGCCUACAACCAUGAGAGAGUUUUUGGAGACAGGGGAAAGAGGAAUAGAGUGUGCCCAAAGGGCACUGACCAGUGGCCAGUGUGUUGUUUCCCGGUCAGAGGUCAAGCUUCUCUCUCCAGUGACGGGCCCAGAUAAAGUGGUUUGUGUGGGCAUGAAUUACAGAGACCACUGCCUGGAGCAGAACGCCCCCAUUCCAAAAGAGCCAAUCAUCUUCAGCAAGUUUCCCUCUUCUAUUACUGGGCCCUUUGAUGACAUCACACUGCCAGCAGAGAGCCAGGAGGUGGACUGGGAGGUGGAGCUGGCCUUUGUCAUUGGACGGAAAGGAAAACACAUUAAGGAAGAAGACGCCCUUUCCUAUGUCGCUGGCUUCACCGUUGCCAAUGACGUCAGCGCUCGCGAUUGGCAGAUGAAACGCAAUGGGAAGCAGUGGCUGCUGGGAAAAACGUUUGACACUUUCUGUCCCUUGGGACCUGCCCUUGUUACCACGGACACAAUCAAAGAUGUUCAUAACCUGGCUGUCCGCUGUCUGGUGAAUGGGGGUGUGGUUCAGGACAGUAACACCAAUCAAAUGAUCUUUAAGACAGAGAAGCUGGUGGCCUGGGUGUCACAGUUUGUAACCCUGUAUCCAGGAGACGUGUUCCUGACAGGGACCCCCCCAGGUGUCGGGGUCUUCAGGAACCCACCCGUAUUUCUGAAGAAGGGAGACGUAGUGGAGUGUCAGAUUGACGAAAUCGGAUCCAUUCGUAACACGGUGGUGUGAAAUGACGGUGAUUAAACAGCCCUCUCCUAACCUAAAGUGCCAUGAAGUCGGAAAGGAUGUGGCCCACACUUGGUUUUUGACGUCGUCAUAUCCUGUACCACGUGACCUGAGAUUAGAAGCAAGUCUACGCCGCAUUCUGAUGUUAAAGCACCACUUCUUGGCAGUGCAAUGAUAAGCAAUCUCAGAUUUCAUUUUAUUGCACUUACCAACAGUGAAAAGCAGCUGAUCCGUCAGCUAAUCUGUCAAUCCAUUAAAUCAGCCCAUUCGUCGUGA